AGAGAGAGAAGAAUUCGAAAUUGUUUCGACGGCGCGUGUAUCGUACACCUGCUAUGUAUGGAAUUUUAAGAACUCCACCUCUAUCGUGGAUUAUCCUAAUUUUAUCGGGCUUCUUCCAAUUAUCGGUUUCAUUAUCGUUACGUGCCAGGAAUAAUUGUCCGCCUGGUACGAGGAAACAUGCUCGAUGAAGAGAUUUUCAUCCAUCCCUCUCUGGUCCCUCUUUUUCAUCGGCCGCCGUCGAGUACCUACCGUCGCUCGUGUGCGCUCGAAAUAAGCGGAAGGAUUUAUGGCCGUGCGCUUUGCUGCUCGCUACGCCGGAUCGUCGUUUCUCGUAAGAACGACGUUCCGUUCUCCUUAGAGCGUAGAAGCGAUUUCGAGUUUUCGCGAGUCGAGUCGGACGAGAAGAAGUACGAGAAGAAGUACGAGAAGAGGAGGAAGAAGAAGAAGAAGAAGAAGAAGAAGAAGAAAAAGGGAUUCCUUGAGAUUCCGAAAGAAACCAAGGAGCGAGCCGGGCGGGCCUGCCGUGGCCUGACCCUUGCCACCAAUUUGUUCGAGACAUUCCCGCCUCGCCUCACCCUCCUCUUGUCGCACUCGCGUUUUUACGCCUCUCUCUCUUUCUCUCUCUCUUUCUUCCUUUCUUCCUUUCUUUCUUUCUUUCUUUCUUUCUUUCUUUCUUUCUCUUUCUUUCUUUCUUUCUACCUUCCACUGACAUUCCGUGAACGAACAGCCGAGCGUUUUAUACGUAACGAAUGCUGCACCGCUCGGCAUUUUCGAUUCUUUCCUCUCGACGAAAAGAGAAAAUACGAGAAAGCCGAGCAGAGUCCCGGAGUGAGAGGAAGUCCAAAGUCACAACAGUUCUUGGUUGCUAAAUACGUGCGCUUAAUCUAAAUCAUUCUCUUGUUGCUUCCGACGGUGGCGGCGGCGGCGACGACGACGACGACGACGACGACGACGACGACGAAAAAGAAAAAGAAAAAGAAAAAGAACCGAGGGCAGACGAGGAAGAUCCAUCGUCGUAAAGUGGCAGCGCCAAAACGGAGGUGCCUCGAGUUCUUCCUAUUCGUUUACCUUUCGUCAUCGUCGGCUACUCGUUAUGUCGGUGGGUGGUAAACGUUCGCCGUACGUUUGCCCUUUAAUCGGGGAGAAAAAAGCUUUAGGACGAAGGAAAGAAAGGCGGAGGUGAAUACUCCGAUGCAGCGUCCUUGAUCGCAAGGUUCCCGACUUCCGUCGUCGUUUCUUCUUAUCCCCGAGAGUCUCGUUCGUUGCGGCGGGAGAUAUUCGAAGAAUUUCGCUGGACCGAACGACUCUUCCCUCUUUCCAGCCGCGGAAGGACGGGGGAGCGAAAGGGCCAGAUAGAUAGAUAGAGAGAAAGAGAGAGAGAGAAAAGUGCACAUCCUUUCGGCCGAACCGAAGAGCAGUCGCGGCCCUUGCAACGGAUCCUUCUUUUUUUUCUCCUCUCUACUCUCUUCCUCGGGCCGUCCCGGCUGUCCUCUCCUCUCUCGUGUUCAUCGAGAGCACACACGCCGAGCUAGCGAGCGAGUAGUAGCAGCAACAGCAGCAGCAGCAGCAGCGGCAGCGGCAGCAGCUACGCUGCUCUCGUCACUGUCUAUCCGAGCAGACAGCGUGGAGCUGCCUUCGAGCAAAGACGGUAGGAAGUCAGAUGGUGAUGGAUCCGAUGCUCGUUUGCAAGAAAACGAGAAGAUUGAAAGGAAAGCUCGCCGACAUUUGCCGAAAGGAGCCGUCCUUGUUGAAGGAGAUCGCAAAAGGCGUUCAAGUCGGUACGAGAGAAUGUCAACACCAGUUUAGAAAUCGCAGAUGGAAUUGUACGACGAUACGGCGAUCCCUGAGGAAAAUUCUUUUACGCGAUACCAGGGAGACUGGCUUCGUGAACGCCAUCACCGCCGCUGGAGUUACUUAUGCGGUUACCAGGGCCUGUACCAUGGGUGACCUUGUGGAAUGUUCAUGCGAUAAGAUGACGACGAAGGGCAAUCGGCUGGGCAAACUCGCGCUGACGGCGGACGUAAAGAAGAAUCUUCUUACCGAGGGCGAGUGGGAAUGGGGCGGAUGCGGCGACAACGUCAAUUUUGGUUUUCGAAAGUCGAAGGAUUUCAUGGACGCGCCGUAUAGGAAACGUAGCGACAUCAAGACGCUGGUGAAGCUUCACAACAAUGCCGCGGGACGUUUGGCGGUGAGGAAUUUCAUGACGAUCGAGUGCAAGUGCCACGGGCUGUCGGGCUCGUGCAGCGUGCGCACCUGCUGGCGAAAGAUGCCGUCCUUUCGCGAGGUCGGCGAUCGUCUGAAGGAGUCGUUCGACGGGGCGGCGAAGGUGAUACCGAGCAACGACGGGCACAGCUUCAUCACCGAGGGUCCGACCAUCAAGCCACCCGGUAGAUUCGAUCUGAUUUAUAGCGAGGACUCGCCGGAUUUCUGCAAGCCGAAUCGGAAGACGGGAUCUCUCGGUACUGUCGGCCGGCGAUGCAACUCCUCCAGUCCCGGCGUCGAAGGUUGCGAGCUCCUCUGUUGCGGCAGGGGCUACGACACGAGGAUAGUCAAGGAGAAGGUCAAUUGUCAGUGCAGGUUCAGAUAUUGCUGCGAGGUCACUUGCGAGACCUGUCUCGUAAAGACCACCGUCAACACCUGCCGUUGACCCGUCUCGUAACGUUUACUCUCUUAUUUUGCAAACCCGAGAACGUGCGCACCCCUAUAUUUAUACGCUCGAUAUUAAUGUAAAUGAUAUUAAAACAAGCGCGUUGCGAGCGACGCGUUGACUCGCGCUUCGCCUCGCGUACCGAUCGAUUAACGUCCCGUUUAUAUCCAAGCGUCUUGUGAUUUAUACCUUAUCUUAGUACAUACCAUUUAAGUAUAGAAAAGUAUUCAAGUACCGAUGCCUAUUCGAUAAAACGUUAACGAGAUGUAAAUAGUAGCAAGGUUCUCACGGUCUCCUUAAGGAUUAAUUCUAAGUAUAAUCGACGUUUCCCCUUGGUACCGUUGCGAUUAUUUUUAACAACAACGUCUUGCGAUUAGUUUUAUUAUCGACGUAGACGGGAAGGUAACGUUUAUUCUUCUUAGCUUACCAUUAGCGUUAAUGAAAGAGGUCGUUAAUUUUUUCACUUAAAGCUUUCCGCGUAUCUCCAGCGUUUCUUUUCCAUAGGUAUGCUUGCUUACUCGACGUACGCGCGUACGAGUUGCCACGUAGGAUAUACCUAUAUAUUGUUUUUUUUUCCUUCUUCUUUCUUUCUUUCUUCUUUUUCUCCUUUAAGUAUAUUAUCACCUUGAGUUUAAUAUCUUGCUGAAAUAAUAUAAGGACACUUACCUGUUUCAACCUUAAUCAGUCGAUUUACCUUUCUCCUUCUCGAUCGGCGAGCGAAAUAGAUGGAGUCAAUUUCUUUAUCGCUCUUAUCUCUUUUACUCUUGUACAUAAGACUGAUACAGUUCAUGCAUAACAGAUUACGUUCACGCGCUUACGUAGUCGCAAAUGUGACUCGUCGGCUAUCGGCCAUUACAUGCGAUACAAGCGAUAGGUAACUCUUUUUCUUUCUUUCUCUUUCUUUUUUAUUCCUUUUUUUUCUCUUGUCUUUUUUCCCGUUUUCUUUCAACCGGUGUACCGCGUUUCAACGCGAUUGGACGAAGCGUGGAUUAAAUAUAUACGGACGUAUGGUUCGACUUUGA
Messenger RNA from Vespula pensylvanica (western yellowjacket), 3669 nucleotides. Its product is annotated as protein Wnt-6-like. Gene Ontology annotation, molecular function: frizzled binding; cytokine activity. Lineage: Eukaryota; Metazoa; Arthropoda; Insecta; Hymenoptera; Vespidae. The record is from RefSeq and is a predicted model, not a curated record. The transcript is spliced from 5 exons. Gene Ontology annotation, cellular component: extracellular region. The coding region runs from base 1661 to 2647 and encodes 328 amino acids. Gene Ontology annotation, biological process: canonical Wnt signaling pathway; neuron differentiation; multicellular organism development.